AUGCUAUCUAUCUAUCUAUCUAUCUAUCUAUCUAUCUAUCUAUCAUGCAUUUCCAUAAUCUAUCUAUAUAUUUCAGUUUUUCAUAUCUAUCUAUCUAUCUAUCUAUCUAUCUAUCUAUCUAUCUAUCUAUCUAUCUAUCUAUCUAUCUCAGUCUGUUCUUAUCUUUCUAUCUAUUCUAGUUCUUUUUCUAUCUAUCUAUCUAUCUAUCUAUCUAUCUAUCUAUCUAUCUAUCUAUCUGCCCAAUUUCACUCCACAAAUCUGGGGUGGUAUGUGUCGUAUAAUCUAUCUAUCUAUCUAUCUAUCUAUCUAUCUAUCUAUCUAUCUAUCUAUCUAUCUAUCUAUCUAUCUCAGUCUGUUCUUAUCUUUCUAUCUAUUCUAGUUCUUUUUCUAUCUAUCUAUCUAUCUAUCUAUCUAUCUAUCUAUCUAUCUAUCUAUCUAUCUAUCUAUCUAUCUAUCAAAGUCUUCACAUUAUCUCUAUAUAUUCUAGUUUCCAUGAUCUAUCUAUCUAUCUAUCUAUCUAUCUAUCUAUCUAUCUAUCUAUCUAUCUAUCUAUCUAUCUAUGUGACUUUUUUCAUAUCUCUCUAUCACGGAUGCUAUCCAAAUGACGAGAGUCUCGUUUUCUCUAUCAAGAGAAAUUUCUGCAUUGAGGGCAGACGAAAGUUUUUAAUGAAAGAAAAAUACAUAAUGGAUUAA
This is a messenger RNA of Acanthosepion pharaonis, 693 nucleotides long. The record is from the annotation of a GenBank genome assembly. Lineage: Eukaryota; Metazoa; Mollusca; Cephalopoda; Sepiida; Sepiidae.